This is a messenger RNA of Odontomachus brunneus, 8042 nucleotides long. RefSeq names its product multidrug resistance-associated protein 4-like. Bases 1384 to 5577 code for a protein of 1397 amino acids. Gene Ontology annotation, molecular function: ATP binding; ATP hydrolysis activity; ABC-type transporter activity. Gene Ontology annotation, cellular component: membrane. Gene Ontology annotation, biological process: transmembrane transport. The record is from RefSeq and is a predicted model, not a curated record. NCBI's taxonomy places the organism in Eukaryota, Metazoa, Arthropoda, Insecta, Hymenoptera, Formicidae. The transcript has 16 exons.
UACAAGAGUUGUAAAGCAGCUUUCUCUGCUGAACGCAGCCAAUAUCUUCUUAUCAGGAAAGCGCUAGCAUAAUAUGCGUUUUUGUGUGAAUUUAUACAAUAGUUACUGCGGUCUGAUAAACUAGUUUAUGAACGGUCAUUUGAAGAGUAAACUCUAACAAUUGCGGACGAUCCAGGACGUAUCAAAGGGGCAUAUAGCAGCGAUAAGGAGAUAGUUGGCAGUUUAUUUAUUGAUGUCGUUAUAUAUUUUGCGCGCAUGAUUCUCGACCGUGUCGCUCGUUAAACUGACGUAUUUGCUCGCGUAUUUUCCUCAAAACGUCAAGGCAUUAAAUUUUCCUUGUUUUUCCGGCAAUUUAAUCUUGAUAGUUCAAUGUUAUUUCUUUCGAUCUUUUUAAUUCUGACUCCACAAUCUCUAAUCCUUUAACUUCAUAAAUUUUACUCCCUGACAAAUAUUUGCACAUUUUCAACUUCUGAUAUCACCAAAUUUUUCUUUAUUUCUAUCAUUAUGAUUCUUUUAUUAUAUUCGUCUUAGUUUCAGUUUGAGAGAAUUCGCAACAUUUGUUAUCUUAAUUUCGAUGUUCUCUUAGUUUUGUUGAGUUUUUCAUGUUAAUUUCAGUAUAUAAUUUUGCAAAAUAUUCCACCAAGAAAUUGAUUGUUGGAUUAAUGGCGACUAUGCCUGUCAGCUGCGUGUCUUUAUCAGUAUGAUAAAUAGGUGUUGCGACACAACAUAGCGAUUGUGUGACUUUUCGUAUUACCACUAUAGCGUAGUGAUACUGCAGGAAAAUAAGUCGUGUGCCGUUCAGAUAAGGCGGACAGGAGGUGCAAGGCGAAUGAUACGAAUUUUUUCUUUUAUAUGCAGACAGACACGUCUCAAGAGUCACUCGCACUGCACGAGCGGUCGACACAAAAAUUCCAAGGAAGUACUCGAAGAUAAGUUUCAAGAGCCUGCAGAUAGCCGUGAGAAUAUCAAUGUAUUAGACUCGAGAUAUUUUGAAUUUCUCUCUGACAGAAUUAUCAGGGAAUCGGUUGUGAUAUCAGACAAAAUCCUAAGUCUAAGAAUAAAUGAUAAGUGUGAAGUGCUUGUUUCGAGGUUGAUCACCGAAACGAAGUUGAAUCACAGUGUAAGAUCGUGACGUUUAAAAGAACGGUCUUCGUCGUCGUUCGUCACCUUGCGUAGGCUUCGGCGUGUGAUGAAUGAAACGAGAAAGCUACUGUGAGACCGAGGUGGCGAAGAAAUCUUUCGUUCACGCUGAAGAACCGAUUACGCGACGGACAGGAGUUGCUACAUCACUUGAUACUUAAUUGCCGUGUAUUCGAUCAAUUAAUCGAUUGUGUUGACUGAAGUGGCGAGUUCGCGGCAAGUUAAUGCCGCGUGUAAGGACUGAUGGAUGCAACGAAAACGAAAUCGAGACCAAACCCCAGAGAGAGGGCGAACAUCUUGUCGGUGUUGCUAUGGUGCUGGACUAUAAACCUAUUCAGGACAGGAUACAAGAAGAAUCUCGAAACAGAUGAUUUGUACGAUCCUUUGAAAGUUGACCGAUCGAAUUUACUCGGUGACCGAUUAGAAAAACGAUGGAAGAUCGAGUUGGAAAAUUCGAAGAGACGGAAACGUCGACCGAGCUUAUUGAAGACCAUUUUUCGCACAUUCCUAUGGGAGUACUCCAUGCUGGGAUUGGUGCAGCUACUCAACGAGUUCGUGCUAAGAUUGGGCACGCCGUUGAUGCUGGGAGGUCUCCUGCGCUACUUCCGCAAGGACUCCACACAGUCAUACGAAAUCGCUUUGUGUUACGCGGCUGGAAUUUGUUUGGCAACCGCAAUAAACGUUUUAAGCGGCAAUCAGACGAUCUUCGGCGCAUUCCACGUGGGCGCGAAAGUUCGCGUGGCCGUCUGUUCCGUGGUGUAUAGAAAGGCGCUGCGUCUGAGCAAAACCGCGCUGGGAGAGACGGCACCAGGAAAAGUGGUCAAUUUAGUGGCCAACGAUGUCAAUAGAUUUGAUCUCGUCACUAUUUUCAUCCAUUACAUGUGGUCGGCACCUCUAUCCGCCAUGAUAGUGGCAUAUAUUCUCUACGUGGAAGUCGGAUACGCUGGUCUUAUCGGCAUCGCCGCGAUCUUCGUGGUCGUGCCGAUUCAAUCUUACACCGGCAAGCUCUCGUCCAAAUUCCGGCUGCAGACCGCCAUCAAGACCGAUGAGCGAGUGCGACUGAUGGACGAGAUCAUCUCGGGGGUGCAGGUGAUCAAGAUGUACGCCUGGGAGAAGCCGUUCUGCGCCUUGGUUGAGCUGGCGCGCAAGUUGGAGCUGCGGGUUGUCACCAAGAGCUCGUAUAUCCGCGGUAUCUAUAUGACUUUCAAUCUCUUCAACACCCGCAUGGCGCUCUACUGCACGCUCAUCUCCAUGCUCCUGUUCGGCCACGAGCUCUCCGCCGACAAAGUUUUCGUCAUCUCGUCCUACUUCAACGUUCUCGCUCACACCAUGUGUGGCAUGUUUGUGCGAGGCUUCGCCGAGCUGGCAGAAUGCAUGGUGGCGAUCCGCAGGCUCCAGCACUUCCUCAUGUACGAGGAGUUCCAGGGCAACAAUAUCGUGGUCUCGAAGAUGCUAUCCAGCAGUUACAAUGGUGGGAUCAAUGAGUACAAGCAAACUUUGAACAAAACACCCAAGCAGGACCUGCCUUACAUCGACGAUGAAGUGAGCAGCCACGAGGUUCGCGAUGAAGCUGACUCGAAGAAACAGAACGGACUAGUGAUCGUCGCCAGUGACUUACUGAGAAAUACUGCCAGUAUCAUAGAUGAGAAUAGACGGUCUUCCAUACACGAUGACAACUGGAGCGUCAAAAUGACCAACGUCACUGCCAAAUGGGAAGUCGGCCAUUCGGAGAACACAUUGGACAGUGUGAACUUAUAUUUAGAAAAGGGUAAAUUGUACGGAGUGAUCGGUAUGGUGGGUAGCGGCAAGAGUUCGUUCUUGUCCGCCAUUCUGAGUGAAAUCACAAUAGUAGAAGGCAAGGUGAAGGUAAACGGCGGCAUAAGCUACGCUAGUCAGGAGGCCUGGGUGUUCGGCUCCACCAUCAGACAGAACAUCCUCUUCGGCCAGACCUACGACCGUUACAGAUACCAAAAGGUGAUUAAAGCCUGCGCCCUGCAGAAAGACUUCCAGCAAUUCCCGCAGGGCGACCAGACCAUCGUAGGUGAGCGAGGUAGCUCGUUAUCUGGCGGUCAGAAGGCCAGGAUCAAUUUGGCUAGAUCCCUCUACAGACAAGCGGAUAUCUAUCUGUUGGACGAUCCUUUGAGCGCGGUUGACGCACAUGUGAGCAAACAUCUGUUCCAAGAGAGUAUACAGAAAUAUCUGGCCAAGAAGACGAGAAUUCUGGCCACGCAUCAGUUGCAGUACAUAAAGGGAGUGGACGGCAUAAUACUGCUCGAGCAAGGGAAAGUGAAGUACUUCUCGCGCUAUGAAAAUCUGUUGGAAUAUCGCCCCGAGUACGGGGAGCUUGUAUCGACCGGGAAGAGCGGCACGGAGAUGAGCGACGAUUCGUCCAUAGAAAGAAGCAUGAAACGGCAAUAUUCCACCACGAGUAACAGAAGUCGCACCCCGGAACCCAGCGGCACAGACGAAGAGGACACGAUAGAGGACGAAGAUCUCGAGAAACUAGGAAGCGGCCUCGAAGAGACGUCACGCGGCAUGGUGAAGGGUCCUAUAUUUAUCAAGUUUUUUCAAACCGGUGCCAAUCUGUGCAUGGCUUUCAUCGUUCUAUUGAUGUUCAUUAUCACACAAUUUGUGGUCAGUUUCAACGACUACUUUGUGCCUAUCCUGAUCACUGUUGAGGAGAAUCGGCACUACUUGGCCAAGAUGCAAACUUACAACCUUACGGAUGACAACAUAGUGAACGCGACGAGUUCCGAUACGAACGCGUUAUCGAUGCACACGUAUAUCUAUAUUUACACGAGCAUCGUGUUGGGCAUCUUUAUCGUCGGCAUCACUAGAUCGCUGUAUUUCUACAAGACAUGCAUGACAUGCAGCCAACGGCUGCACGAUUUGAUGUUCAGCGCACUGAUCCGUACGGGGAUGCGUUUCUUCGAUACCAACCCGAGCGGCAGGAUCCUCAACAGGUUCUCCAAGGACAUGGGCGCGAUCGACGAACUGUUGCCUAAGGCGAUCUUAGACGCCGGCCAACUGAACAUGAUGAUGUUCGGCGCAUUAAUAGUGACUUGUGUGAUCAAUCCUAUGUUUCUGGUGCCUGUCGCGUUCAUCAGCAUCAUAUUUUACUGGAUGAGAAAGAUCUACCUCAAGACCAGCAAAAAUGUCAAGCGGUUGGAAGGAAUCACACGGUCACCAGUGUUCACUCACUUGAACGCCACUUUGAACGGCCUGACGACUAUUAGAGCGUACUGCGCUCAAGACAUACUGAAACGAGAAUUCGACAACCUGCAAGAUCAACACACGUCCACCGCUUACAUGUACAUCGUGACGAGUACGGCGUUUGGAUUUUUCCUCGACAUAUUUUGCUUCGUCUUCACAUCGCUCGUCACCUUCAGUUUUCUGAUUCUGAACAAUUCAUUUUCCGGCGGCGCGGUCGGACUGGCGAUCACGCAGGUAAUGGCCAUGACCCAAAUCAUUCAAUGGGGCAUGCGACAAAGCGCGGAGGUGACUAACCAGAUGAUGGCGGUGGAACGCGUGCUUGAGUACAUUCAACUUAAACCGGAACCGAAUCUCAAAGAUCGCGGGGUAUGCCUAAAGUCGAAAAGAAAGGAGUAUGUGGCACUGCCAGCCGCUGUUCCAUCAUCCUGGCCCAAUCAAGGCUGCAUCAAGUUCAAAGACGUCUAUAUGCAUUACGUAGAUGAUCAUCCGCCAGUCCUCAAAGGAUUGAACCUUGUGAUUCAGCCUGGACAAAAGAUCGGUAUCGUGGGGAGAACGGGUGCGGGAAAAUCAUCGCUGAUAGCAGCGUUGUUUCGAUUGGCAAAAGUGGAGGGUACCAUUGAGAUCGAUGGCGUGGACACGGGUAUGAUCGCCUUGGAUGACUUGCGACGCAAGAUAUCCAUCAUCCCCCAGGAUCCAGUUCUCUUCUCGGGCACUCUGAGACGUAACCUGGACCCUUUCAAUGAAUUCCCCGAUUGCGACUUAUGGGCAGCUCUCGAGGAGGUUGAGCUGAAAGAUGCAGUCGUCACUGUUGGGAACGGUUUGGAAGGUCGCGUGUUCGACCGAGGCAGUAAUUACAGUGUUGGCCAGAGGCAGUUGGUCUGCUUGGCGAGAGCAAUUCUGAGAAACAAUCGUAUAUUGAUGUUGGACGAGGCGACCGCGAACGUGGAUCCGCACACGGAUGCAUUGAUUCAACGUACUAUCAGAAAGAAAUUCGCAACUUGCACGAUGUUGACAGUAGCGCAUCGAUUGAACACCAUUAUGGAUAGCGACAAAGUGCUGGUGAUGGAUAAGGGUCGCCUAGUUGAAUAUGAUCAUCCUUACGUAUUACUACAAAACAGCUGUAGUCAAUUUACUUCAUUAGUAAAGGAGACCGGUCGAGCUAUGCACGAUCAACUGGUUAAGAUAGCGAAACAGUCUUAUUGCGACAAGUAUGGAGAAACAUAACGAAGAGUUGAAGAAAGCUUAAGCGUUAUAUAUCAAAUUUCUCUACCAGCUAAGCUCUUUGACUUCCCGCUUUGAUCUCUGUGAUGUAGCUGGGGCACAAGUGGAUUGUUCAGUGUUUUUGAUAUACAUUUAUAAUAAAGGUAGAAUUGUACGGGGAGGUUCAACAAGCAAAUGUAUGAUUGCACGAAUGCCGAUGGGAAUUUAGCACGAACAGUUGUGCUGCCAAAUCAUCGAUAUACCAAGGGUCGAUGUCCUAAAGAGCCUUAGAUUCUACGUUAUUAAUUAGGUCUGUAUCGUUGUAGUGUUAUGAAAAUAGCGAGAAAUGUAUCUCGCAUUUUUCUGCAAACACGAAAGUUUAUUGCGCGCCUUUCUUUGGGAUAUCUCGAAGACCAAAUAGUUCUGUUAAGUAUUAUGUACUGUGCAACGUUAAAGCGCAUCUAACGUACAAGAGGAAUAAUAUUUUUGUAUCGUGUUCAACAAAGCGCCAACGCGUUGCAAUGUUACUUACACUCUUGCAUCGGAACUUCCGAGAGUACAACGUUGCUUGCAAAAAAACGCCAAGUAUUCGAAUACUUAUAUUUUUCUACUCUAUACUUCGCGCACUUCCGGAAGCCACAGGCAUCUCUGUAAUAGCUCUUGUGAUAAAACGAGCAUACGUCGAACUAAAUCGUUCCAAGCAAAAAUCGCGCGACCUGAAUACGAUGAUGUACGAUGAUAAAAUAUAUUUUAAGCGCGAUGUAAUUUAUCGCGUCGGUCGCGAAGGAAAGCUCGCUGUUGCUUUUCGAACGUUUCGGCCCUUAUUAUACAGCACCUUAUUGUAGAAUGGGUGCACACUUAGACAAGUUUUCAUUGCAUGUCGUAUCAGUGCUACGAAUAAAAUAAUUUGCCAUUGUAUAAAGCAAUCAAUUCGCAAAGCCGCCAAGUCUAUUUCUCUUCAAGGAUUAAGAUUCUGACUUUGAAGACAAGAAAACACUCUUUUUAUCGCAAACUUAAUCAAUUAUAUUUAUCGGCACUAAUUAUUGAUAAUAAUAUACAAUUUGAUAAUAUAGUGAUGUGGUGAUAAUAAUUAUAUAAAAUUAUUAUUCUUCAGUAAUUGUAGCGAUCAUAAUCCAUAUCAUUAUAUUCGAUUUUUCUUUUCUUAAUGAAGGCACUAAGAUUCAUAUGACGAACGACUUAAGUAGCUUACUUUGUACAGCGAUAGAUUGAACGAUCAAUUGAACGUACAAACAAAUACUCCAAGUCUGCUCGAAAGCGACAUACUUAACGAGAGACAUACUUAACGACUACACUUGAAGGGUCUUUUACUUUUGAAUGGCCAAAAAAAUAAGCUACAAUAAGGAAUAUUUCCUGGAAAAACUACGCAACAUAUCGACUUGUAACUUGGCAUAUUUAUUAUAUAAGUAGAAAGUAAUAUUAAAAAUAUAAUGUUUGAAAUUUAUAUAUAUAUAUACGAUCGUGUCUAAAACUUAAAAUACAUAUUUCUUAAAAUCAUAUUUUCAAACUCGCAUGAAGUGGAAUACGCAUUUUAAGUUUAAAGUAUGAUUAUAAAGUAAGUUAUUCGACUUUUUCGAAUAACAAUUAUAUUUGUAAUAUUCCUUUCUACUUAUAUAAAAUAAACAGAAUUAGAUAAGUUAGUAUUUCCUUUUUUAACUAGGUUAAUAAAAUUAUGGAUUGGUAUUCACAAUGUAGUUAAUACAUUUUAAAGUUAUUAUAAAAUUUAGUUAAGUUAAAAAUUAAUCACAUGCAAAGAAAUAUAUGUUUGUUUUCAUAAUUAACUUUUUCAUAGGUUAAAUUUAUAUGAAAUAGUGAAAAAAUAACUGUCUAUAAAAAAAUACUGACUGUUUUAUGCUCAGAUUUCCAAGUGAAAAAAGAAUAUUAGCGUUUAAAGAAAUGAAAACAAAUUCUGCUCUCUGCCAUUAUUUCUGAUUUCUUUUUAUUCUGCAUUUUAAGAACAGCCCGUAAUGAUUUUAAUAUUGGUAAAUUAUUUCAACUUUUAAAGUUGAAGAAAUUAAUAAAGAAAUUAAUAAGUUAAUGUGCUUUAAAAUAACUAGUCUAAGUUUAAAAUUGAUUAUUGACUUUUUAACUUAACUGUUAAUUGUUUAGCUAAUUGUUUCAAAAAUUAGUUGUAUCAAAUUAGUUAUAUCAAAAAUCUCGGACAAUAAAUAUGCCAAGUUACAAAUCGAUAUGUCGCGGAGUCUUUCUAGAAAAAUUUCUUGAAUAUAACUUAUUUUUUUGGACGUUCAAAGGUAAAAGACCCUUUAAUUUUUGUUAUAUAUAGACGCAAAAGAGAUGGAGCUCAAUAUCUUUUACUGGCAUUUAUUGAUGCAACUAUUAGCACAAUGAAAAUAUCGAAAUAACCAUCGAAGAAAAUGUAUGAAUAAGCGAAUAAGUAUGUAAUGUAUAUAUUAAGUAUUGUUAAAUGGUAUACGAACAUAUAAAAAUAUAAUAUUAUUUUACAUAAAAAA